AUGCGGUGGUCUCUACUUGCGCUGGCCGUCGGCGCCCUGGCCAAAGACAACGACGAGACUACCACCGACACCAUCACCAGCGCCUCCAGCACCAUCACAGGGUCUUCCGCGUCGCUGAACUGGUCCGAUGCCUCGACCAUCACCAACGGUAGCGUCUAUGUCCCAUCCGGGACCUACCUGACCUACACCUCAGUCGUCACCCUGGGCAAUGGCGACCACUCGACGGUCGUUUCCUCGUCGCUCAGCGGCAAUGCGACAACGACCGGCAACCAGACCAUCCUCACCACCUCGUCCAACUCUCUGACCGUGCUGGUCGGCAGCGGCGGCACCACCACCAUCAGCAACAACAGCAUGAAUGCGACGGCGACACAUGCCUCGACCUCGUCGACUCCCACGCAGACAAAUACCACGCCUUGCAACGGCUACAGUGAAUUCUGCAUGCGCAAUUAUUCCAACAUCACCAAUGUCGCCGCCCACAACAGUCCGUUCGUGGUCCCGGGCAACGCCGCCUCCAACCAGGCCCUCGGUGUAACCGACCAGCUCAAUGACGGCAUUCGCAUGCUCCAAUUCCAGACCCACAAUAAGAGCGGCGAGAUCCAUCUCUGCCACACCAGCUGCGACAUUCUCGACGCCGGCACUUUGGAAGCCUACUUGACAAAGGUCUACCAAUGGAUGUUGAAGAAUCCCUACAAUGUCGUGACCUUCAUGAUGGGCAACGGCGACUACCUCCCACCAUCGGCAUUCGUGGACCCGAUCGAGAAGUCUGGCCUGAAAUCCCUCAUUUACACUCCGACGAAGGUCCCAAUGACGCUCGACGACUGGCCCACACUGUCCGAAAUGAUUCUGCACAACCAGCGCGCCGUAUUCUUCAUGGAUUAUCAAGCCAAUGAAACUGCCGUCCCCUGGAUCAUGGAUGAGUUCUCACAGAUGUGGGAAACGCCGUUCUCGCCGACGAACCCUGCAUUCCCCUGCACGGCACAGCGGCCCCCGGGACUGAGCCGGAAGGAUGCGCUGAACCGCAUGUACAUGGCGAAUCACAAUCUUAACCUGCAGCUGAACUUUGGCUCGCUCAGCUUGUUGAUUCCCAACACGGCGGACAUGGUGGAAACGAACAGUGCCGAUGUCAAUACAUCCGGCAGCCUGGGUAAGAUGGCGGCGAACUGUACCGCGAAAUGGGACCGCCCGCCCAACUUUCUCCUCGUCGACUACUACAACUACGGCAAGCCGAACGGCUCCGUCUUCGAGGUCGCCGCCGAGAUGAACAACGUCACUUGGAACGGCAAGUGCUGCGGUUCCAAGUCGGCCGCCGCACACAUGUCUGUCGCGAGUGUCUCUACCAUGGCCCUCGUGGCCGCAGGUGUACAGUUUGUCCUGUCGGUCUUCUAA
Penicillium argentinense is the source of this 1386-nucleotide messenger RNA. RefSeq lists its product as uncharacterized. Gene Ontology annotation, biological process: lipid metabolic process. The transcript has 3 exons. Lineage: Eukaryota; Fungi; Ascomycota; Eurotiomycetes; Eurotiales; Aspergillaceae. Gene Ontology annotation, molecular function: phosphoric diester hydrolase activity. The record is from RefSeq and is a predicted model, not a curated record. Bases 1 to 1386 code for a protein of 461 amino acids.